Molecule: messenger RNA, 2832 nt
Organism: Lodderomyces pseudojiufengensis
Lineage: Eukaryota; Fungi; Ascomycota; Pichiomycetes; Serinales; Debaryomycetaceae
Gene: PIKA
Product: 1-phosphatidylinositol 4-kinase
Exons: 1
Coding region: 1-2832 (943 amino acids)
Biological process (GO): phosphatidylinositol phosphate biosynthetic process; phosphatidylinositol-mediated signaling
Cellular component (GO): cytoplasm; membrane
Molecular function (GO): 1-phosphatidylinositol 4-kinase activity
Source: RefSeq, a predicted model, not a curated record
AUGUCUUGUAGUGAGGAAUUGAGAAGGCAAAUAGAAUCACCUCAGCUAACCCUACUACAAUGUAUUAAUCUACUACGAGAAAAUGGAUCAAAUAUUGGAGUACAACAUGCCCUUGUUAAAAAAUUGAAUUUUUAUUCAUAUGAUGAGUUAGAGUUUUAUAUACCACAGUUUGUUCAACUUCUUGUCACCUCAGAAACAGACUCGAUGGCUUUAGAAGAAUUUUUGUUAGAAUAUUGUUUUGAUUACCCUCACUUCAGUUUAAUCGUCUUUUGGGUGCUUCAAGCUUUCUUAUUUGAAUUGAGGAACGAACCAACGUCAUAUGCCUUUCAAAUUGUUAGGAACUUUAUAAAUAACUUACAAAGUGUUUUAUUCAAUGUCGAAGACUUGAAUCUUAAACGUUCCGAAUUCAGAGAAAAUCUACAACCAUCCUUAGUUUUAUGUGGAGCAAUUGCGUCUUCAUUUGCAUUGCCAACUAUUAAUGAGUAUGUGACUCCAAUUAUCAAGUCUCAAGCUAAGCAACAAAAGUCAUUUGUUUUCAAAUUAGCAAAUUUUCAAAAAAACUUAACAAAGAAUUUGACCAUGAAAAAUCAAAAAAUUUCAAACCAAAUAAAUAAUAGCACGAAUGAAGAAGAAUUUUUACUGCUCAGCCGGGAAAUGAAAAGUCUUGGACCGUCAAAAACUGAUAGAAAAUAUGCUGUAAUUGUUCUGCCAGAUGAUUCUGAUGUUUAUACAACUGAUGAUGAUGACCAAAGAUCAUUGUCUAGAAAUGGAUCUUUGAAAGAAGCUGCUUUUGCCGAAGUUGGAGCCAAUUUGAAAGUAAAUACUGUUAUAAAGUCAAACAAAAGUCGAUCCAAGAACCCAAAUUCCGUAUCAAGUCCGUUGAACAUAUUGAAAACCAAACAACUAAACCGAAGCUCACAAUCGUUACCCGAUCUUUCACACAACUGGUCCAGACCUGAUUUAACAGCUACUGAAUCUGAAAUGUCUUUGCAAAUAUUAAGAAAUUCCACAGAAACUCAUUCAAAAAAGAAAAACUCGUCAGACGCUAAAUCGAAGCUGUUUCCGGAAUUAUUGAAGAUACUUAGGGUGAAUUAUUCGAAAAAAGAAACAGAAUUUAUAAUGUCCCUUCAGGAUAUUUCCUUGAGAAUGUCGCUGGUACCUAAAGCUGCUAGAGUUUCGGCUUUGCGAGCUGAAUUGUCAAUUAUAAAUGAUACAUUAUUGCCAUCGGAAAUAGACAUCCCCCAACUACUUCCCGUCACCAGCAAAAAGAAUAAAAAGUUUCAUCAAAUCUUGAAAUUGAACAUAAAUGAAGCAUGUGUGCUAAAUUCGGCGGAAAGAGUUCCUUACUUGCUACUUAUUGAGUAUUUGAGUGAUGAACUUGAUUUCAAUCCAUUCACAGAAUAUAAUCAAAAUCUCAUAAACUCAAGAUUACAAGCUGCGGAUAGGAAACGCAGUAAUGAAUACAAUCAAGGUGAUAAUGAGUCAGUCUCAAGUGACAUGCAAGGUAUUCCCGUUAUGGAAAACUUAACAGAAGUCCUAGUCGACGAGACGGAUUUAGGUGAGUUGCCUAUAUUAGGUUCUAGAAGUAUUAGUCGAGAUUGGACUCAGAUAAGAACUGAAGGAAACUCUAGAAGGUCAUCUCAAGACGAUGACAAAACAAAUCGUAUUGUCUCGCCAAUUAUAUCAGGAUCAGCUGAUACCCUGGUUCUAGCUGAUCAAAUGAGAAUAGCUUCAUUGAUGCUUCAACAACUACAAAACAACGGUCAAUCUAAUACUCAGCAAUUUAUUUCCAUUAAAAAUAGAAUAGUUGAUUCAAUGAUAAGCUUGCAAGAUCAAUUUGAAGCUAUAGAUUAUGAAAAGAUGAAGGAGUUAAAAACCGACGAGCAAGACGCUGGACAAAGAAAAAUGGAGAAUGAUUUCAAAAUCAGUGAGGAUUGGAAUGAGAAAAAACAAAGAAUUAGAAAAGCAAGUGCAUUUGGUCAUUUGAAAAAUUGGGAUCUUUGCUCAGUUAUAGUCAAAAAUGGUGAUGAUUUACCUCAAGAAUCAUUUGCUUGUCAACUCAUCACCAUGAUAUCUAAUAUUUGGAAAAAACAUGGUGUAAGGUUUUGGACCAAAAAAAUGAGAAUUUUGAUAACCAGUGCCAAUGCCGGAUUAGUAGAAACUAUAACGAAUUCAAUGUCAAUUCAUUCGAUUAAAAAAUCAUUAACGGAACUUUCUAUUGCAAGCGGUCAAAAUGCUAAAGGUAGAAUUUUUACAUUAAAGGAUUAUUUUGAAAAAUUAUUUGGAGAAGUUGGUAGUCGAAGGUACAAAUUAGCCCAGGAAAAUUUUGCAAAGAGUUUGGCAGCUUAUUCAAUUAUUUGUUAUGUGUUGCAAAUAAAAGAUAGACACAAUGGUAACAUUAUGUUGGACAAUGAAGGUCAUAUUAUUCACAUCGAUUUUGGUUUUCUUCUAGGAAACUCUCCUGGCUCGAAUAUAGGUUUUGAAGCUGUUCCAUUCAAAUUGACAUCUGAGUACAUUGAUUUACUUGGUGGAGUUGAGUCUGAAUUUUACAAACUUUUCGUACAAGUUUGUAAGGAUUGUUUUAAAGUAUUAAGAAAAGAAUCAGAUCAAAUUGUUAGUAUAGUCAAAUUGAUGCAAAAAGAUUCUAAUAUUCCUUGUUUCAAUAAUGGAGAGAAUACUAGUGUAUUGUUGCAACAAAGAUUACAAUUGCAAAUGUCUGACGACCUAAUUGAUCAGUUUGUCGAAGUUUCGCUCAUCAAUAAAAGUUUAAAUAGCGUAUAUACUAGAUUGUACGAUCAAUUUCAAAUGAUCACACAAGGAAUAUACAAUUGA